Molecule: messenger RNA, 1538 nt
Organism: Mirounga angustirostris (Northern elephant seal)
Lineage: Eukaryota; Metazoa; Chordata; Mammalia; Carnivora; Phocidae
Gene: NKAIN1
Product: sodium/potassium transporting ATPase interacting 1
Exons: 7
Coding region: 411-1034 (207 amino acids)
Biological process (GO): regulation of sodium ion transport
Source: RefSeq, a predicted model, not a curated record
GGCGGCGGAGCCACGUGGUGGGGCCGGGAAGCCGCGGCCGCCGAGCGCCCGGGCGGCUGCCCCAGCUGGGCAGUGCUGCUCUGCGCCGCGCCGCGCUCGGUGCCCGCGCUCCCCGCUCCGCGCUCCGCGCCAGCCGCCCCGGGGCAGGAGGCGCGCCUGGCGGCCGGCCGGCCAGACAAAGGAGGCGCGGCGCGGCAGAGCCGGCGCGGGCCGACGGACCAUGGACUCGGAGCGCGAGCGGCCGGCCCCAGCCCUGAGGACCCGGCGCCCCCGGGCCCGGCCCUAGGCGCCCGGCCCCGCCGCCCGGGGCGCGCAGCUGGGAGGACGCGGAGCCCGCGCGGCGCGGAGGAGGCGGCGGCCGCCGAGCUAGAGGGGCGCCGCGGCGGACGGCCCGCGCGGCCCCCGGAGCCAUGGGCAAGUGCAGCGGGCGCUGCACGCUCGUCGCCUUCUGCUGCCUGCAGCUGGUCGCUGCGCUGGAGCGGCAGAUCUUUGACUUCCUGGGCUAUCAAUGGGCUCCUAUCUUAGCCAACUUCCUGCACAUCAUGGCAGUCAUCCUGGGCAUCUUUGGCACCGUGCAGUACCGCUCCCGGUACCUCAUUCUGUAUGCAGCCUGGCUGGUGCUCUGGGUUGGCUGGAAUGCAUUUAUCAUCUGCUUCUACCUAGAGGUUGGACAGCUGUCCCAGGACCGGGACUUCAUCAUGACCUUCAACACAUCCCUGCACCGCUCCUGGUGGAUGGAGAAUGGGCCAGGCUGCCUGGUGACACCUGUCCUGAACUCCCGCUUGGCACUGGAAGACCACCAUGUCAUCUCUGUCACCGGCUGCCUGCUUGACUAUCCCUACAUUGAAGCACUCAGCAGUGCCCUGCAGAUCUUCCUGGCUCUGUUUGGCUUCGUGUUCGCCUGCUACGUGAGCAAAGUGUUCCUGGAGGAGGAGGACAGCUUUGACUUCAUCGGUGGCUUUGACUCCUACGGAUACCAGGCGCCCCAGAAGACGUCGCAUUUACAACUGCAGCCUCUGUACACGUCGGGGUAGCUUCUGUCUCGCGCCCAUCCAGUUGCCACGAGCUUGCUGGCUGGACUGACGCCCUGGCGCGAGCUCGGGCCGAAAUAGCAGGCGCGCCCCCUGGCGGCUCGCGAACCGACUGCAGCCUGCUCCGGCUGGGUCUGCGGCGGACUUGGACUUGGCCCUUCCAGCCCGACUCCAGGGGUGGCACGGGCUGGGCGGGGGAGGGGAUCGCGGGGUUUGUAUUUUUUUUAUCUCAGCCUUGGCGUGCGCUGGGGCCUCCCUCCCUUCUCCAGCCGCUCCCUUUCGAAACCCUUCACCCCACUUCCGGUCCCCUGUCCAGGGAGAAAUGGCAUUUGCCCCAUCUCACCACACUCGUUCACCAGCCCUGGGGAGAGUUACUGUGAACUAGAAGCAGGAGUCCUGGGUUCCAGUUGCAGCUCCGUCACCGACUCUCUGUGUGACAUCUGGCAAGGCCCUUCCUUGCCCUCUCUGGGCCUCAGUUUCCCUCAAUUAAAAUAAUCUCUUAGCAGA